AUGAUAAUAUUUAAUUUUUUCUUUGUUUUUAUUGUAUUUUAUUCAGUUUUAUCGAUUGAUUUUUUGUUUUUCACUUAAGGAAAGGCUUAUGCAGUUUAAAAUGACCAUGAAGAGAAUCCACACAAAUCUAUACAAAUAGAAUUUACAAUUGAAAGAAAUUUUUCUAUUUAAAUUUAGGCAACUUCUAUGUUUUAUUUUCCUAUCUCUACCUUUAAAUUUUAAUUAAGGCAUGUAGAACAAGAAAUUCUUAAUAAUUUGAAAAAUACAGAAGUAAAAAAUAUUCAUUAUUUACACUACAUAAUGGAAAUUUAUAUUGUUUAUCAAUAAAUCUUAUUUAAUAUUAUCAAUAGAAAACUUACUCAUAUGGGUUGUCAUAUUAGAAAAUAAGAGAAGCCAAUUAUCCUAGAGUCAAAUAAAAAAAACAAUGAAUAUAUAUAUCAAUUGAAAAAUUAAGGAGCAAGAAAAAUGUUAAUCUACUAAUGGGGGGAAAUUAAUUUAUAGUCAAUAGGUAUGUACUUUAAUGUAUAACUUAGUUAAUAGUACCAUUAUGAGAAGAAGAAGCACAACUUAAACAAAUACUUGUAAUAGCUGAAGAGGUUCCAAACUUUACCUAUGAGUUUAUACUUAUGUUAUUUUAUUUGGAAUUAUAUGUGUUUAAUCAUAAAUCUAAGUUAUGCCCUGAAAGAAAAGAUUUUAGUUGUGAACUUUCUUCAUUAACCUGUUUAGAACACUAAAUUAUAAAUUAAUGCAAGGGAAUAUACUAAAAUUUUAGUGAAUUAAGAGUUAUAGUGA
Messenger RNA from Paramecium octaurelia, 792 nucleotides. NCBI's taxonomy places the organism in Eukaryota, Ciliophora, Oligohymenophorea, Peniculida, Parameciidae. The record is from the annotation of a GenBank genome assembly.